ACCCCACGUCCCGCCCCCGGCCGGGCUGGCCGCCGGAGUUGGAAGCGCAGCCCCCCGCCCCCUCCCCAGCGGAGUAGAGGAGAGCAGCGCACGCGGCAGGGGAAGCCGCGAGCGCCGAGGAGGGCGGGGAGAGGCGCUGACAAAUCAGCUGCGGGGGUGGCGAGCGGAGGAGAAGGAGAAGGGGAGAGGAAGAGGAGGAGGACCGCGACGACGAGAGGGGACCCGGCGAAGGGGUGAGAGACCCAGCGCGGAGCCGUGGGGCGAGUGUGGCAUAAAGGAAUUCAUUAGCCAUGGAUGUAUUCAUGAAAGGACUUUCAAAGGCCAAGGAGGGAGUCGUGGCUGCUGCUGAAAAAACCAAACAGGGUGUGGCAGAAGCCGCAGGAAAGACAAAAGAGGGUGUUCUCUAUGUAGGCUCCAAAACCAAGGAAGGAGUGGUUCAUGGUGUGACAACAGUGGCUGAGAAGACCAAAGAGCAAGUGACAAAUGUUGGUGAGGCGGUGGUGACAGGGGUGACAGCAGUCGCACAGAAGACAGUGGAGGGAGCAGGGAGCAUCGCAGCUGCCACUGGCUUUGGCAAAAAGGAUCAGUUGGGCAAGAAUGAAGAAGGAGGCCCACAGGAAGGAAUUCUGGAAGAUAUGCCUGUUGAUCCUGACAAUGAGGCAUAUGAAAUGCCUUCUGAGGAAGGGUAUCAAGACUAUGAACCUGAAGCAUAAGAAAUACUUUUGCUCCCAGUUUCUUGAGACCUACUGAGAGAUGUUCCACCCUGUACAAGUACUCAGUUCCAACGUGCCCAGUCCUGACAUUUUCUCAAAGUUUUUACAGUGUAUUUUAAACUCUUCCAUCAGCAGUGAUUGAAAUUAUCUGUACCUGCCCUCACUCAGCAUUUCAGUGCUUCCCUCUCACUGAAGUGAAUAUAUGGUAGCAGGGUCUUUGUGUGCUGUGUGGAUAUUGUGGCUUCAAAUCUAAAAUGUUAAAUUAAAACACCUAAGUGACUACCACUUAUUUCUAAAUCUUCACUAUUUUUUUGUUGCUGUUCUUGAGAAGUUGCAAUUUAUUAUCAUAUAUUAUAAGAUUUCUAGGUGUCUUUUAAUGAUGUAUUGUGAAAUUUGUUAAUAUAUAUGAUACUUAAAGACAUGUGAGCAUGAAACUAUGCACCUAUAAAUAUUAACUAUGAAGUUUUA
Molecule: messenger RNA, 1181 nt
Organism: Suricata suricatta (meerkat)
Lineage: Eukaryota; Metazoa; Chordata; Mammalia; Carnivora; Herpestidae
Gene: SNCA
Product: synuclein alpha
Exons: 6
Coding region: 291-713 (140 amino acids)
Biological process (GO): synaptic vesicle endocytosis; chemical synaptic transmission; regulation of dopamine secretion
Cellular component (GO): axon terminus; cytoplasm; neuronal cell body
Molecular function (GO): cuprous ion binding
Source: RefSeq, a predicted model, not a curated record